CCGCUGAGAUACCUGGAGCCCGAGUUGGGGGUCAUGGAGGCGUCCAGAGGGUCUGUGGAAGCCGCGGCCUUAAGCCCGGAGCAGGCUGCCCGUUACCUGAGCCCUGGAAAAUGGAAGUGAUUAGAGGUUGAGUGGCUAAAUCAAACUGUAUUACAGAAAACAUUGUGGUCUUAUACGUGAAAGAGGCCAAAGAAGCAACUAAGAAUGGAGAUCUGGAAGAAGCAUUUAAACUUUUUAAUUUGGCAAAGGACAUUUUUCCCAAUGAAAAGGUGAUGAGCAGAAUCCAAAAAAUACAGGAAGCCUUGGAGGAGUUGGCAGAACACGGAGAUGAUGAAUUCACAGAUGUGUGCAACUCUGGCCUGCUGCUCUAUCAAGAGCUCCACAACCAACUAUUUGAGCACCAGAAGGAAGGUGUAGCUUUCCUCUAUAGCCUAUAUAGGGAUGGAAGAAAAGGUGGCAUCUUGGCAGACGAUAUGGGAUUAGGGAAGACUGUGCAGAUCAUCGCUUUCCUUUCUGGUAUGUUUGAUGCCACACUCGUGAAUCAUGUGCUGCUGAUCAUGCCAACCAAUCUCAUUAGCACAUGGAUAAAAGAAUUUGUUAAGUGGACUCCAGGAAUGAGAGUGAAAACCUUUCACGGUCCUAGUAAGAAUGAACGUACCAGAAACCUCAAUAGGAUUCAGCAAAGGAAUGGUGUCAUUAUCACUACAUACCAAAUGUUAAUCAAUAAUUGGCAACAGCUUUCAAGCUUGAAUGGCCAAGAGUUUGUGUGGGACUAUGUCAUCCUUGAUGAAGCACAUAAAAUAAAAAGCUCAUCUACUAAGUCAGCAAUAUGUGCUCGGGCUAUCCCUACCCGUAAUCGCAUCCUCCUCACAGGAACCCCAAUCCAGAAUAAUUUACAAGAACUAUGGUCCCUGUUUGAUUUUGCUUGUCAAGGGUCCCUGCUAGGAACAUUAAAAACUUUCAAAAUGGAGUAUGAAAAUCCUAUUACUAGAGCAAGAGAGAAGGAUGCUACCCAAGGGGAAAAAGCCUUGGGAUUUAAAAUAUCUGAAAACUUAAUGACAAUCAUAAAACCCUAUUUCCUCAGGAGGACAAAAGAGGAGGUACAAAAGAAAAAGUCAAGCAACCCAGAGGUUAGACUUCGCGAAAAGAAUCUAGAUGUUGAUGCCAUUUGUGAAAUGCCUUCCCUUUCCAGGAAAAAUGAUUUUAUUAUUUGGAUACGUCUUGUGCCUUUACAAGAAGAAAUAUACAGGAAAUUUGUGUCUCUAGAUCAUAUCAAGGAGUUGUUGAUGGAGACACGCUCACCUUUGGCUGAGCUAGGUGUCUUAAAGAAGCUGUGUGAUCAUCCUAGGCUGCUAUCUGCACGUGCUUGUCUUUUGUUGAAUUUAGGGUCUGUGAAAUUCUCUGUUCCAGGUGAAAAUGAAGGGGAAGAUUCCUCAGAUGUGGACCAGAUUGAUCAAAUAACUGAUGAUACACUGAUGGCAGAAUCUGGAAAAAUGCUAUUUCUAAUAGAGCUGCUUGAGAGAUUGCGAGAUGAAGGGCAUCAGACUCUGGUGUUUUCUCAGUCAAGACAAAUUCUAAACAUCAUCGAAUGCCUCUUAAAGAAUCGGCACUUUAAGAUUUUGCGAAUCGAUGGAACAAUUACUCAUCUUGUGGAACGAGAAAAAAGAAUUAACUUAUUCCAGCAAAAUAAAGAUUACUCUGUUUUUCUGCUUACCACUCAAAUAGGUGGUGUUGGCUUAACAUUAACUGCAGCAACUAGAGUGGUCAUUUUUGACCCUAGCUGGAAUCCUGCAACUGAUGCCCAAGCUGUGGAUAGAGUUUACCGAAUUGGACAAAAAGAAAAUGUUGUAGUUUAUAGGCUGAUCACUUGUGGGACUGUAGAGGAAAAAAUCUACAGAAGACAGGUUUUCAAGGACUCCUUAAUAAGACAAACUACUGGCGAUAAGAACCCUUUCCGUUAUUUUACUAAACAAGAAUUAAGAGAGCUCUUUACAAUUGAGGAUUUUCAGAACUCUGCAACCCAGCUGCAGCUUCAGUCUUUGCACGCUGCUCAGAGGAGAUCUGAUAAGAAACUAGAUGAACACAUUGCCUACCUGCACUCUUUGGGGAUAGCUGGAAUCUCAGACCAUGAUUUGAUGUACACACGUGAUCUGUCUGUUAAAGAAGAGCUUGAUGUGAUCGAAGAAUCUCACUAUAUUCAACAAAGGGUUCAGAAAGCUCAAUUCCUUGUUGAAUUAGAAUCUCAAAAUACAGAGCUUUUAGUGGAAAGACAAAGGACUGGAAAUGAAGGGAUCUGGCAGCGAGAACCUAUAUUUCCUUCUCAAACAAAGAAGAAAUUCCCUGAAUCAAGGAAACCGCAGCCUUGGCCUUCACCACUUUUAACCCAGGAAGAAGAAAUCAGUUCCCAAAUGGCAAGUAUAAUCAUUGAUGAUCUGCCUGAAGAGCAUGGGAAUCAAGAUCUCUCCAAUGUAAAGAUGAACAUUACCGUCUUACAAGAUGGUAGUCACCCAUGCGAAAGCACAUUUGAUGCUGACUCUGUGGCUACUUUGCCCAAGUGGUGUGGAAGUGUGGACGAAAUUUGUACUGACCCCAUGGGAAUGGCUAUACAGAAAGAGACAUUGCAAGAGGGGCCUACACAGGAGGCACCGCAAGAGGACCCUCUGGGAAAUUUUAAUUAUUCACUUAGCAAAUUGGUCAGAGCUGAUCUUGGGCCACAUCUAGAUCAACUGAAGGACAAUGAGAUUUUACUUCACUGCAGUCCCUGGCCCAUGAGUCUCAUGACCAGCACAAAUCAAAAUACAGAGUCAAGCACAUCUGUAAUUCAAAUAGCUGAUGAUGACAUGUCAGCAUCCCACGGUGCACUACAGGAUGCUCAAGGCAGUGAGGCCAAGUUGGAAGAGGAACCUUCAGCAUCCUCAUCACAGUAUGCAUGUGAUUUCAAUCUUUUCUUGGAAGACUCUGCUGCAGACAAUGGACAAGAUCUUUCCAGGCAGUCUUUGCAGCAUGUUGAGAAUGAAAAUAGCCUGUGCGGUGCUGCAGCUAAUUCUGAAGCAGAGGUCGAGCAUGGCAAAGCCCAUCUCAGUAUGGAUCUUUCUGAGACAAACGAUGAGCCAGAAGAAGUAAUAGUUAAUGUGAAAGUCAGAAGGAAAGCUAGAAGGAUCGUUUCAGAUGGUGAAGAUGAAGAUGAUACUUUUAAAGAUACUUCAAGCACAGAUCCAUUCAACACACCUCCCUUUCAGUUAUCUGUAAAACAGUUUGAUGCUUCCACUCCCAAAAGUGACAUCAGUCCGCCAGGAAUGUUCUUUUCACUGAAAAUGGCUGAUAGUAUAAAUAAGUCUGUAACCUCUAGAAGAUCCCUGGCUUCUAGGAGGUCUCUUGUUAAUGUGGUUUUAGACCACGUGGAGGAUAUGGAGGAAAGACUUGACAACAGCAGUGAAGCAGAGGUUGCUGAAGAUUACCUGGAGGAAGGAGCCGAGGAAAGCAGUGGUGAAGUCUCAGAGUGUACAGAAGACCCUCCUGGCAAAAUGCUGCCUUCAGAAAAUAAGUUAAUGACACCUGAGCCUCAUGCUUUGGCUCAAGAGACCUCUCCUGGCAACCCAGGACAGACCUCUUUGUCUGGCAGACAGUUGGUUGAUUCUCCCCAGGAUGAGGCAAUGGAGGCUGUGAAUGACUAUGAGACCCUUGUAAUUCGUGGAAAAGAACUGAAAGAGUGUGGGAAAAUACAGGAGGCCUUAAACUGCUUCGUUAAAGCACUUGACAUAAAAAGCGCCGAUCCUGAAGUCAUGCUCAUGACUUUAAGUUUGUAUAAGCAGCUUAAUAAACCUUAAGACUAUAACCUGUUUAUUGUUAAAAUGAGACACUGAGUAUGAAUUCGUUCCUGUAACUGGAUUCUUUGGGAGCAUGAAGCAUUUAGGCUUAAGGUGAGAGAUCUCAAAAAGCAAGGUUUUGGUUUUAACUAUUUUGUAAAUUCUGCAUUUACUCCCUAUUCCUUCCUGUCCCCCUCCCCUGUACAUAUAUUCUGAUAUUCUGAACACUAGGUUAAUAUUUCUUUACUUGAAUAGGCUUAUAUUUUUCUUUUAGGCAUGCUCUAUAAAUUUUUUUAGACAGCGAGUGAGGGCGUGAGUCCAUGAGAGGGCAGAGGGAGAGAAUCUUAAACAGGCUCCACGCUCAGUGUGGUGGCAUGCUCUGUUAACUUAAUAGAACUAUGUGAUUUCUAGAAAUGUUUUUGUGAAAUUAUUCUUGCCAGUCUUCAUUUCAUUCUGGAAAUGACCAUUUCUGUAUAUCGCACUUCAGGUAAGAAAAUAAAGUCACUUUUCUCAGUGUUUUCUUCUCCAUUUGCUUUCUUUCACUGAGAUGACACUGGCAAAUGCAUAUGGAAGCACAUUAGUUUAAGCAGGAGCUUAUUGGAAUUCUGAAUCUGUGACCUGCUUAUUAACAUGCUAUUUUGUGUCCUCAGCUCACUCCAGCAGAAGGCUGGGAUAAGGUACCUGGUGCCAGGCUUCUUUAUCACUGGCUCCUGACCCCGGAGUCACUUUGUCAACAACUUAGCCAUUCUUCACUCACCUCCCACUGCAUUCUGAUACAGGUCAGCAUAGCGGAUCUUUGGGUGGUAGACUGAAAAGGAGUUCAGUUGCUUCUCAGAAACAAAGUACAAUACAGAACUCUGCACUUGAGAAGUGGAACUAGCUUUUAUGAAGUACCUGCUCUGUAUUGGGUAUUCUGCAUAGGUUCCUUGUUUAAUCCUUACCAUAAUCCUUUGAGGUUGAGGGUGGCAUUUACUUUAUUUUAGUUGAGGAAACUAAGGCUCAAUGAGGCUGUGACCUGCCCAAGAUCACACAGUAGGGAGUGAAAUGGAGUUUUUUAAACCAUGUAUUACUUGGUGAAAAGUUACCAUAAUAAACUGUCUUUGCUUCACUGAAUAUACUGAGAUGUUUUUACUGACAACACUUCUGACCCCAAAUGUGCGGAGGUUUUCCAAACCAGUCCUCCAGUUUUUGGCAGAUAUCCAUGGAGUGUCCUACAAUUCAAGUCAGUUCUGACACUACCUGGAGUUCCAGUCAGACUCCACAGGUUCAAGUGCUCACUCCCAUAAAACUGCCCUCACUUCGGUUGACAAUUGCUAGUAUUGGGCCCCCAUGUUAUCCACACUUCUGUCCAAAUUGGCUACAAAUUGAGGAUUCCUAUGACUGCACCUUCAGGUUCAGUAAUU
Messenger RNA from Prionailurus viverrinus (fishing cat), 5209 nucleotides. RefSeq names its product ERCC excision repair 6 like, spindle assembly checkpoint helicase (gene ERCC6L). Bases 273 to 3827 code for a protein of 1184 amino acids. Lineage: Eukaryota; Metazoa; Chordata; Mammalia; Carnivora; Felidae. The record is from RefSeq and is a predicted model, not a curated record. Gene Ontology annotation, molecular function: DNA translocase activity; protein binding; ATP-dependent chromatin remodeler activity. The transcript is spliced from 3 exons.